AUGGAGUCCAAGAAGUUAACCGCCCCACGGCCCAUUAAAAAGCUUGAUGAAUCUGUUGUAAACAGAAUUGCCGCCGGUGAGAUUAUUCAACGGCCCUCUAACGCGCUAAAAGAACUAAUCGAGAAUUCUUUGGACGCUGGAGCAACUAAUAUUCAAGUAUUAAUCAAAGAGGGAGGGCUCAAACUUCUUCAAAUUCUUGACAACGGACAUGGAAUUAGGAGAGAAGAUAUGGUUAUCGUAUGUGAGCGCUUCACAACGAGUAAACUCAGGAAUUUCGAAGAUUUAAUGCAUAUAGGCACUUAUGGAUUUCGUGGUGAGGCUUUGGCUAGUAUAAGUCAUGUGGCUCACCUUACAAUCACCACGAAAACUGCUGAUUCUAACUGUGCUUAUAGAGCUUGUUAUUCUGAUGGUAAACUUGUUCCACCAAAACCUGGUGCCGCUGCCGAACCAAAAGCAUGUGCAGGUAAUAUUGGUACACAAAUUACGGCGGAAGACCUUUUUUAUAAUGUACCAACUCGUCGGAAAGCUUUGAAAAACCCAACCGAAGAAUAUGCUAGGAUUCUUGAUGUGGUUAAUCGUUACGCUAUUCAUAACGCAGGUGUUGGAUUUUCAUGUAAAAAGCAAGGAUCAACUCAGGCAGACGUGAAUACUUUGUCGACAGCAUCCACAUUAGACAACAUUCGGCAAAUAUAUGGGAGCACGACUUCCGAAUUAUUAGAGUUUGGGAAAAUUUUCAGAAAGCUUGAAUUCAGAGUGAAUGGAUACAUUUCCAACCCCAAUUAUAACUUAAAAAAAAUGGUUUUUCUUUUGUUCAUUAAUCAUAGAGCAGUAGAAAGUUCAUUGCUCAAAAAAACUAUUGAAAGUGUUUAUGCAACUUAUUUGCCGAAAAAUACGCAUCCGUUCGUAUAUUUGAGCUUAGAGAUUAAUCCAGAAAAUGUUGAUGUGAAUGUCCAUCCCACAAAACGCGAGGUUCGAUUUUUAAACGAAGAGGAGAUUAUUACGGCUGUUGGAGAUGCAAUACAGGAGCGUCUUGUUGGUGCCAAUAGUUCUAGAGUUUUUUUAACUCAGACUUUGUUACCUGGUGCAAAGCCAAUAGAAACUAAUACAUAUGAGGCCGAAAGCUCAAUUAAAAAGUCUGGCACCAAGGUGUUGACAUAUAAACACGUUAGAACUGACAGUAGAGCUCAAACGUUAGACCGUUUUUGUGUUCCGGAUGAUGUAUCAAACCCGUUCAAUGCAGUAUCCCAAAGCAAUGCGGAUAAUGAAUCCGAUACAAGCCACAAUUUUCAUGACUCUAUCGAAGGCGGCAAUGCUGUAUCGUCAAGUUUGAAACGCAAGCGUGAUCGUAAUGAGGUUAGAUUGACGAGUCUCACGGAAUUGCUUUCUAAUCACACAAUGGUUGGUUGUGUUGAUGAUUCGUUAACUUUAGCUCUUAUACAGCAUCAAACAAAACUUUAUAUGAUCAAUUAUAAUGUUCUUAGUGAAGAAUUGUUCUAUCAAUUAACUCUUCAGGAAUUUAGUAAUUUCGGGUUUAUUCAAUUAUCCUCUCCAGCCCCAAUAUAUGAUAUGAUCACUUAUGCUUUGGAAUCAAGUAUUCAAGAGACAGAAAAUUUAAGGCCAAAUCAUGAAAUUGCUCUGAUUAUCGUUAAUAAAUUGGUCUCUAGAAGACAAAUGUUGUUAGAAUACUUUUCCAUGACUGUAAAUGAACAAGGUGAAUUGGUCACUCUUCCAUUGAUGCUUAAGGGAUAUGCGCCGAACUUGAAUAAACUUCCAACAUUUUUGUUGCGUCUGGGCACAGAGGUUGAAUGGGAUACUGAAAUUGGAUGUUUUGAAACUUUGUCUCGUGAAUUCGGAUUAUUUUAUGCACCAGAGCCACCAGAUUUUUCUUUUCAAGAUGCAGACGAUGAUUUAAUGGAUAUUGAUACAAAUAAUGAACUUGCUGAUAUCAACAGUAAUGCAAAAAAACAAGAAAAAGAUAGCGUCUUAACAAAACAAAGACAAAAGGCCGAAAUCGCGAAGUACCGAUGGCAAAUUGAGCAUUUAAUUUUUCCAACUUUGAAGGGUCAAUUCAUUGCUCCAAAAAGUAUUGCUGAAAGUGGGCAUAUACUUCAAAUAGCAAACUUACCUGAUUUAUAUCGUAUAUUUGAACGCU
This is a messenger RNA of Dentiscutata erythropus, 2152 nucleotides long. The record is from the annotation of a GenBank genome assembly. Lineage: Eukaryota; Fungi; Glomeromycota; Glomeromycetes; Diversisporales; Gigasporaceae.